Messenger RNA from Kalmanozyma brasiliensis GHG001, 1335 nucleotides. Its product is annotated as RNA recognition motif domain protein. Bases 1 to 1335 code for a protein of 444 amino acids. Gene Ontology annotation, molecular function: mRNA binding. The transcript has a single exon. The record is from RefSeq and is a predicted model, not a curated record. NCBI's taxonomy places the organism in Eukaryota, Fungi, Basidiomycota, Ustilaginomycetes, Ustilaginales.
AUGACGAUGCCGUACGCUUCGAAGCCACCGGGUCGCAGCACCAGUCCGACGUCUCAGCGUGUCAACGUGACUAUGCCUAUCCGACCGCUCGUCCAUGUCGCCAAUCUGCCGGCGACCACAACGGAGCGCGAUCUGCGCGAGACCUUUGGAUCCUUGGGUCAGAUUCAGUCAGUCAAAGUGGUGACCAGUCGCUCCUCAGGCGGACUUGUGUACGGCUUUGUCGAGUACGUCGACGUGGCAUCUGCAGAGCGGUCAAUCCGCACCAUGGAUGGCUGGCUAUGGUUUGGUACACCGAUCAAGGUGUGUUGGGCAAGACACAGCAUGCAUCCCGAGGCAAAGAUCGACACUCCAGACGUCGACCGUCCCAACGUGAUGCGUAGCAACCCAGGUGCCAAGUCGCAUCUCUUCGUCGGCGAUCUUUCGCCAGAGGUAGACGAUGGGGUGUUGCAGUCGAUCUUUUCCAGGUUCCCGUCCCUAGCGGACGUGAGAGUCAUGUACGAUCCAGAGACGGGCAAGUCUCGCGGGUUCGGCUUCAUCAGCUUUCGCAGCAAGCACGAGGCCGAAGAAUGCAUCGCAGUCAUGCAAGGACAGUGGCUUGGCGGUCGACAGAUCCGGGUCAAUUGGGCUAGUCAGAAGAAUCCGAACCAAGCCUCAUCGUUGGUCCCUCCCGACUUUAUUUCAGCGUACACGGCGCAAGAGCCAGCACCUCCGUCUCAGCAACGUACCAACAGCUUUCCACCAAGAGCACCACCAUCUCCCGGCCUUGCACCUCCUGGCCAUCACCACGAUCCACUUUCGCAAGUCCUCCUCCCGCGUCGCCAUACCACCCUCGCAUCCCGACCGCAAUUUGCGCCGCUCCAAAUCAAUCCCGGCUCGACCGCCAAGUACGACUACGAGCAGAUCCUCGCCGAAGCGCCUGCUUCGCAAACCAGCGUCUACGUCGGCAACGUAUCUCCGCUCACGUCGCAGCAAGACCUGGUGCGCAUCUUUGCGCCCUUUAACCACGGACAACCGCUCGAAGCCCGCAUCCCGCCCGGUCGCGGCUAUGGCUUUGUGACCCUUGCCAGCCACGCCCAAGCUGCCAGUGCGAUUUGCACACUCAGCAUCCAGGGCGUCUUCAUGCAUAGUCGGUGGCUCCGCUUCGGCUGGCAAAAGGAUCGCAAUGUUCCAACCAACAUGCUCCAGCAUCGUUCGGAGAGCGCACCCGAACACAUGUUGUAUACGCAAAAACAGUACAAGCCACAGCAGCAGCAAGGGUAUGCGCCAGAUCAGCAGCAGAGGAAGAAGAAACAAUCCCCCUCAUCGUCCUCAUCCAACGAGUUCCAGCCUUUUUAG